AUGAACGCGCAACUUAGAGGGGGUGGCCCUUCUCAGAGAGGCACUUUCGCCUCACGACCUCCCUCUGGUCCCAUGGCGGACGCUCCAAGUGUAGGGUAUGCGCAGGGGUAUGUUGGAGGAGCUGGCUCUUCGGAGGGCCCUUUGUCGGCGGUUCCCGGUUCCUCUUGGGGCCCCAACGAGAGUGCCGAGUAUCGUCCUUCGCGUGAUGCUGGUAGAGGCGCUUUCAUGGGGGGGCCCCCAGGGGGGGGGGCCCCAAUGGGCCAUUCAUACGCUCCAGCGAAACCCUCUGCUGGCGUGUGGAGCUCUCCCUUCGGGAAUUCCGGUCUGCCCGGCUCCUCCGAAGGCCCCUCUGCAGGUGCAGAGGCCUCUGCUGCUGGAUUCUCCUCUGCGCCGAAAGGUGCAACGGCUGAACAGCAAGUGAUGAACCUGGUCCUGCAUUCGGUUGCCGAUAAUCUUACGAGUCAAGCGGAAAAACACGUAUCUAUGUUGCAGCAGCGAUUUCCGUCAUUUCUUUUGUCUCUGAGGCCAUACUUUAGUGUCAGUCAGGGGUAUGUCUUCAUGCGGCUGUGUCGAUUAUUGUUUCCUUUCCGGGCUUUGUUCUGGGGGCCCCCAUCGGCGCGAGCCUUCGGUGCCGUCGCUUCCGACAUCAGCACCGGUACAGCAGCUGGCCAUACACCCGAGCGCGAUUUGUACAUUCCUCUGAUGGCGCUAACGACCUUCGUGCUCCUUACCGGCAUCGAAAGCGGCCUGAAAGGCGGAUUUUAUCCAGAGCUUCUGGGAUCUACGCUUUCGCUAUCGCUUGUCCUUCUCUUGGCAGAGAUGGGAGCCCUCAAGUUGACCCUCUACGCCACGGGUGCCUCUUCUGCUGCUGCCACAGACAUCCUCUGCUUCUGCGGAUACAAAUAUGUUCAUGUGGCACUGCUUCUUGUGCUCCGCGUGUCCAUAGACCUCAUGGAGGGCCCCCGGUUCUACUCGGUAGGGGCCCCUUGGGGGAACCCCCCCGUCGUGCCCGCAGAAGUAGACCCAGCGGCGGCGUUGGCAACGGAAGAACCUCCUGCAGCGAUCGCCCCCCGAAGAGCGUCUUUACUCUUCAUCAGCUGUUUUGCAUACUUCUCUACUUGCGCUGCUGGCGAACUUUUUAUGCUGCUGAAGAGGGCAGACGUUGCGGGGAAAGACGCGAACGCCGCAUACCUCCAAGGAGGGUCUCUUAGGGGCCCUUGCGCUUCAUACGUCAUCGCUGUGGCUGCCCUCUUGCAAAUCCCACUGUGCUGGUUCUUGCUGCCUUGUAAAGUUUUCUCGGCAUAA
Molecule: messenger RNA, 1305 nt
Organism: Cyclospora cayetanensis
Lineage: Eukaryota; Apicomplexa; Conoidasida; Eucoccidiorida; Eimeriidae
Product: protein YIF1A
Exons: 1
Coding region: 1-1305 (434 amino acids)
Biological process (GO): endoplasmic reticulum to Golgi vesicle-mediated transport
Cellular component (GO): COPII-coated ER to Golgi transport vesicle; endoplasmic reticulum-Golgi intermediate compartment; Golgi membrane
Source: RefSeq, a predicted model, not a curated record